This is a messenger RNA of Nomascus leucogenys (northern white-cheeked gibbon), 618 nucleotides long. It is a transcript of the gene COXFA4, whose product is annotated as cytochrome c oxidase associated subunit FA4. The record is from RefSeq and is a predicted model, not a curated record. NCBI's taxonomy places the organism in Eukaryota, Metazoa, Chordata, Mammalia, Primates, Hylobatidae.
AAGCAGGCACUAUUAAGGACAGUCGCAUCCGGGCCCUCCUGCCGCAAGCUGCCCUCCCAGCCAAGGGUCCUUCAGGUAGGAGGUCCUGGGUGACUUUGGAAGUCCGCAGUGUCUCAUUGCAGAUACUUCUUAGCUUAGGACCUGGUGGCUAGGUUGGUUCUCUCCUUUCCAAUCGGAGACCUCUACCGCAAACAUGCUUCGCCAGAUCAUCAGUCAGGCCAAGAAGCAUCCGAGCUUGAUCCCCCUCUUUGUAUUUAUUGGAACUGGAGCUUCUGGAGCAACACUGUAUCUCUUGCGUCUGGCAUUGUUCAAUCCAGAUGUUUGUUGGGACAGAAAUAACCCAGAGCCCUGGAACAAACUGGGUCCCAAUGAUCAAUACAAGUUCUACUCAGUGAAUGUGGAUUACAGCAAACUGAAGAAGGAACGUCCAGAUUUCUAAAUGAAAUGUUUCACUAUAAUGCUGCUUUAGAAUGAAGGUCUUCCAGAAGCCACAUCCGCACAAUUUUCCACUUAACCAGGAAAUAUUUCUCCUCUAAAUGCAUGAAAUCAUGUUGGAGAUCUCUAUUGUAAUCUCUAUUGGAGAUUACACUGAUUAAAUCAAUAAAUAACUGAAACUUG